AUGUAUUAUCAGUCAUGUUUCAGAAUCUUUUUAACAGUACGAUAUUCUGAUAGUGUAGCAGUGAACAGUUUCAAUGGUCUUCAAGUAGGGUCAAAUCAGCUCAACAGCAUUUCAAAUGGAGUGCCAGCAGUUGGUAUUAUGAAUGCUCCGUUAGGUGCCAGACCUGCUACCAUUAUAUCUGCUCCUGUUCCUCACAAUUUAGUUCCACCAUCUCAAGGUGUGCAGCCAGUCCCGGUAAUAAAUUCUGUACCAGCCACUUUAGGAAAUUUACCUACUGGUGUUAGGUCAAAUUCAUUCCAAGGCAAUAUCGGUGGCGUUGGUUCAUUCCGUAAUAAUGCUGGAGUUUCAUUGCUACCAUCAAAUGUUCCUACAAACAUUAAUGCCAACAUAGCGGUACUUUCACUCUCAGUAUUGAUUAACCUUACUUUUUUAAUUUGCAUGAUUUUCUAA
Messenger RNA from Thelazia callipaeda (thelaziosis nematode), 450 nucleotides. Lineage: Eukaryota; Metazoa; Nematoda; Chromadorea; Rhabditida; Thelaziidae. The record is from the annotation of a GenBank genome assembly.